Messenger RNA from Eucalyptus grandis, 1920 nucleotides. RefSeq names its product putative zinc finger protein At1g68190. Gene Ontology annotation, molecular function: zinc ion binding. Lineage: Eukaryota; Viridiplantae; Streptophyta; Magnoliopsida; Myrtales; Myrtaceae. The coding region runs from base 259 to 1761 and encodes 500 amino acids. The record is from RefSeq and is a predicted model, not a curated record. The transcript has 6 exons.
AAGCCAAAGAUGAGAUCAGGGGAAGGGGGAAGAGAAAAGUGGGAUGAGAUAAAGCUCCAAAGUCAGAGAUGAAAUUUUCCCGGAUAAAUGGGAAAUGAAAGGGAAGGAGAAAAAGCGGGGCUCCUGAUCUCCUCUGGAAGCAGACAGCCAGUUGAUCAUUGACAUUAACAAGAAGCACUCUCAUACGAAGGCAUAUACUGGUACUGACUCUUGGAUGGGGAUGGCAUACAGAAUCAUGACACCAAAAAAUUGAAGCUUAUGAUCCAAACUAAAAGGAGCAUGGAGAAAGUCUGUGAAUUCUGCAGGGCUUUGAGGCCCGUCAUCUACUGUCAAGCUGAUGCAGCACAACUUUGCCUCUCUUGUGAUGCAAAAGUACAUUCAGCCAAUGCACUGUCUAGCCGCCAUCUCCGAUCUCUCCUAUGUGAUUCUUGCCAGUACCGCCCAGCAUACGUUCACUGUCUGGACCACAAGCUGUAUAUCUGUCGUAAUUGCAACCGGAGGAUCCACGAUGGGUCUUGUCAGCAUCGGACGCAGGCAAUCUACAGUUACAUGGGAUCCCCUUCAGCUAAUGACUUUGCAGAAUUAUGGGACUUAGACUUGAGCCAAUUGGGCAAUCUUGCUUGCACCGGUCCAUCUGAUUCCUCUUCCCAUGAAUUUGUGGAUUUGGGCACAAUAACUGUGGAUACUUCAGGUUCAGUCUAUCCAGGGGAAUGUAAUGUUGGAUCAAGAAAUCGAGAAAGAGCUAAGACAUCAUGUGACGGUCAGCAGAAUCAGUCAUCUUGCUUCAUUAUGCAACAGAUUCUUGACUUGAGAAAGCUUCAACUAAAUGAGAAGAAGGACAGCUUGCCAUUGAUUUGUGAUCAAGAGCAAAAUGAUUUUUCUUCAUCAUUUUCUCAUAGUCCAAGGAAGUUCAAUGAGAAUACUGAUCAGAGUUUGCGGAGCUGCCACGAUCUUUCCAGUGAAAGGAUUACCUUGCUCCAGGAUCUGAAAGCGGAGAACUCUCCUUCAGCAUUUUCCACACUAGGGAACUUACCAUCAUCUUCAACUUCUGGCACUCCUAGCCCUUGGCAAAGCGAAUCCAUCUGGCAAUGCAGAAGCCCUUUUCAGACUAGUCAGUUUUGGACCCAAAAUAUGCAAGAUCUUGGGGUUUGCAACGAGCUUGCUUGCCAUGACGAUUUUGACAUUCCAGAAGUUGAUGUGACGUUCCAAAACUAUGAAGAACUUUUUGGAGGAGAGCAAGACACAAUCAGAGUUCUACUUGAUGAAAGCAAGCUGGAAUAUUCUUCUUUGGACAAGGAUGUUCCUCUUGAUGACUCAGAGAAUAGCCAUGCCGAACUUUUCGAGGAUAUUUCAGUGGCUACAUCUGUUUGCUUUGGCGCCACCAAUGUUAUGGAUGGCAAUACAGUUCUUAAAAACCAGGUUAAUUUCAUACGGCAGGGAACCUUGGAUCCCUGCCCCUCCAUUCGAGAAUCUUAUUCGACAUUGUCACCCUCAAUUUCAAGGCUCAAUUCAGAAAGCACCGGUUUAGAUUCUCUUGAAAGCCGUCUUUCACCCAGCAUCAUUGGAGGAGAACAACAAUGCGACGUGCGUGAGGAGGACAUUGUCAAGAGGGAUGGUAGACAAACCGACAUGAUGAACAACAUAGACAGAGAGAAACCUCGAAGGCACGAGAAAAGAACGCAGAAUGCAUCCCAAAGAGGGAAAGCAGAUGCACGGAAGCGUGUAAAGGGAAGGUUAAAGACCGGGGGGUACGAUUCUUGAUACCGCUGGCGUCACGAGAAGCGACUGAGAGUGGUCUUCCUUCAUCUUCAUGUUCUGUAGCUGUGCUGUACAUAAGUGUCGAGCUCUAAUUACUGGGGCUAUGGAUCUCGUCCUGCUGUGCUACUUGUGUUUUUCUGAAUGUAGAUUAAUUUUCCCGUA